This is a messenger RNA of Botrytis cinerea B05.10, 869 nucleotides long. RefSeq lists its product as hypothetical. The record is from RefSeq and is a predicted model, not a curated record. The transcript has 5 exons. Gene Ontology annotation, molecular function: protein binding. NCBI's taxonomy places the organism in Eukaryota, Fungi, Ascomycota, Leotiomycetes, Helotiales, Sclerotiniaceae. Bases 31 to 453 code for a protein of 140 amino acids.
GGAGAACAUCGCAAUAAAUGAUUCCCAAAGAUGGAUUUUCCUGACAUGGAUCUCUCAAACUUCGAUCUACCAAAAAUGAACCUGCCAGACAUGAAUCCUCCAGACAGAGAACUUCAGUUGAUACUCAACAGACUUCAAAUGCUAUGCUAUCUGAAUCGCUUGACGGAUGCAGGGUUUGAUAAUUGGGAAGUGGUGAAGGACAUCACCGAGAGAGAUAUGCAAAAGCUUGGAAUGAAGCUGGGCCAUAUAAGAAAACUUCAACGGAAAAUUGCGACUUCGCGAGGAUGGCCCCAAAGUGCCCCACUAAAUGGCGCAUAUGUUUGUUGUGGAGGACAGAAGCAACAGGAACCCGCGGAGUCAAAGCAAGAAAUUGUAACACAAUUGACCGUUUCUGGCACCCAGUAUUUCGUUGAUGCCAAUGGCAUAGGUAUUCCUCACCAUCCGCAACUGUAAUGGAGUACGUGCGAAUAGUAAAUCGAUGAAAAACUGUACUGUCGCUUUCGAAAAUUGCGAGGAAAUUAUUCGAAUGGAACUUGUCUUCUCACCAUGACGACAUUCCACGGACGACUUCGUUGAACCAUGAUACACAAUACUUGUGUCCAUCAAAAAGGAUCAUUUAUAUUGGUGUUUGAACAUGAAUAAUUUCAUACGUACCAGCCAGCUUUGAUGAAGACUUGGAAAUAAUAGAAAUCUGGGGAGAUAUAUUGAUACCAUUCAUUUACGCUUGUUGGGUUGUUGAUGUAGGGGUAACGAGUAUUCGGUGGAUUGGAUGAAGGAGAAUAAUUGACGACGGUGGAUAUAUCUGAUGGUAGUUGAGAGCGGUACAAGAAAAACCCGAGGAGAAGAGCAAAGCUUGAUGCAGAAAAGCA